Molecule: messenger RNA, 1035 nt
Organism: Rotaria sp. Silwood1
Lineage: Eukaryota; Metazoa; Rotifera; Eurotatoria; Philodinida; Philodinidae
Source: the annotation of a GenBank genome assembly
AUGUUAGCUUGUUUGAUUGGCUUCAUCUUAUUAUGGUUAUCAAUAACUCAUUGUCAACUAAACCUGUAUAAUACUGAUCGAGUGAUUACUAAUGAUCAAUUACAGUUCGACUGCCUGUACUAUUAUAGUCGUCAAACCAAUACAGAAAAUCAUGAUUCAUCUAAGUCUGUAUUUCAAAUAAUCAAUUUUUGUCUCCGACCAAUAAAUCAAGUUGAUGCAAUGAUUACUACUUUUGAAAAUACACGUGAUCAACAAUUUACUUUGUAUGAACUUCGUCAAUUAAAUGUAACUGUGGAACAAUUACUUUCAUGGUCCGCUCCGAUUGAUCUUAUUGAAAAAUAUGUAUUCUACAUCAAUCAAUCAGAUACCAAUAAUUUGUUAUCAACGGAAACAUUUUACAAUUGUACAAAACCGUGGUUAGGUACUCAAUGUCAAUACUCCUUUGGCUUAGGUAUGACCAUGUCAUUAGAUAAUAUUAUCAGAACAAUUUUGCAGGAGAAAUUUCUAAACGAUCAAAUCAGCGAGAUCGUUCAAAAUUUCACAUGUUACACUCACAUAAAAUGUUAUCGUGGCUCAUCAUUGAUUUGUCUCGACUGGCGAGAAAUAUGUAAUGGACAUAUUGAUUGCAUCGACGAAGGUAAUGACGAAAAUCGAUGUUUUGAAUUGAAAAUAAAUCAAUGUGAUGAAAAUGAAUACAGAUGUGAUAAUGGGUUAUGCAUUCCAAAAGAUUUCUGGCGAGAUGAUGGUAAUAAUCCAGAGUGCCUUGAUGGUAGUGAUGAAUUAAAAACUGAUACGAAUAAUUACAUGGAACAUUGCCUAAAAGAUCCAACAUUUCGUUGCGAAGAUCUAUCAUGUUCUUUAAAAGUCAAUGAGUUUACUUGUGGUGAUGGGCGUUGUACAACUUAUGACGGAAAAGAUAAAGAAGAAGAUCUAGCAUCGAUACCUUUUCAAAAUAUAUGUAACGGAGACUUGGAUCAACAAAUUAAAUUAAUCGAUGGACGUCAUCACAGUGAUGAAACUGACUGUGAAUACUAG